AUGAAAGAAGUCGAACACAAUGAAGAGUCAAUGGAAGAAUUUAAAAAGGAGGUUGAGAUGUUAGACAAAUUCAGAAGUGAAUUUGUCGUUCACUUCUAUGGCGCUGUUUUUGCACGUAAUAAAGUGUGUAUGGUCACGGAAUUUGCGACAUAUGGAAGUCUUCAAGACUUAAUGAAACACAAAACUUCGAAUGAAAUUGACAUGAAGUUAAGAGUGAAAAUUUGUCUUGAUGCUGCUAAAGACAACAUUUUAGUCUUUUCAUUGGAGACUAUCGAAAAGGUUAAUGCUAAAUUGACUGAUUUUGGAAGUAGUAGAAACGUCAACUUGUUGAUGACUAACAUGACAUUCACCAAAGGUAUUGGAACACCAACUUAUAUGGCACCCGAGGUUUUGAAAAAAGAAAAGUAUAAAAUGAGUGCAGACAUUUAUUCAUUUGGAGUAACAAUAUACGAGUGUGUUGGGUGGUGUGAGGCGUACCCAAAAGAUGAAUUUAAAUUCCAUGGAAAAUAG
This is a messenger RNA of Entamoeba invadens IP1, 510 nucleotides long. Its product is annotated as protein serine/threonine kinase, putative. Lineage: Eukaryota; Evosea; Mastigamoebida; Endamoebidae. Gene Ontology annotation, biological process: protein phosphorylation. Gene Ontology annotation, molecular function: ATP binding; protein kinase activity. The transcript is spliced from 2 exons. Bases 1 to 510 code for a protein of 169 amino acids. The record is from RefSeq and is a predicted model, not a curated record.